UUAGUCCCAUUUCCACUUGAAGUGCUCAAUAAACACAUGUAACGAGUGGCUACAAUAAGAUUUCCGUUGACGCAGAAGGUUCUAUUGGACAGCAUUGGUCCAAACCCCUCAAAGACUCCAAUAGGGCGGCUUCUUACUGUCAGAAGCAUUCCAUGAAGAGACACUCCUCGACUGCUUGCAAACACUGCCUGGUGUCUUGGGCCCCAACCCCCAAGGCCCAGCGAACGCUGUGCUCAGCUCAAAAUCCCAAAGACUGCAGACAUGGCGCACUUCACCCCCAAGUGAGCUCCAGCCAGGACAGCAUACAGGGACUCUGCCCAGAGAACUCCCUCUGAUGCCCCAGUCCUGUCCUGGUCACACCCCACUGGGCUUUGUGAGGCUAUUUUGGAAGAUAACUUUUCCUCACUGAAGAAGAGGGAAGCAGCAUGAAAGAAAACAAUGGCCCCCAAGGAGGAAUUUAUGUUUGACAUAAAUGGAGAUGUUCCUUUAGGGGCAUCAUGUAUCAUCAAAGAAGCAAACCCCCAGGUCAUUUAUUUCUCCGCUUAUUUACAUGCUACACAAAGAAGACGUGUUUGAAUUUCCUAUAGCUGGAAACCGAUGCUCCACGAAAGGAAGCCGUAUGUUCCAGACGUAGCAGAUUUCUUUCGGAAAUCACACAUUGGGAGUCUGGCGCUAUCCCCUAAAUGGUACUUUUGUUGUCUUUUCUGUUCAAGACAGUAAGCUUCUUCCAGGAUCAGAACCACCCGUCUGCCUCCCUUGAUAAACAGCCCACCAGCUCUCUCUGUAGAUCAGAUGUUUAAUAAUUAGCCUAACUCAUUGUUUAUCUAAGUAGCAAUUAUCACUGCGAUGAAAUGAUAUUUUAACUGCAGGGGAAGCAUUGGGGAUAGCUCCAAAGUAUAAUCUACAGGCUGGGAAUGGCCCACAGAGCUACCCACACGAAGAGGAGAGGACCACUCCAUUCUGGCUGGCAAUUCUCUGUGUCUGAGAUGCCAUCAUUAGCUACCACUCCAAAGACCUAAGGAAAUGUGCCCAGAAGAAGUGUAUGGUCCCGAUCCUUCCAACUGAGGCUCAAUGGCCCAGCAAAAUGUGAAAGUGCGGCCUGUGCUUUUAAAGCGAAACAGUCUAGAGUCAGUGGAGUUCCUGAAACAACCUCACCACCGCAGGAGCAAAUCCCAGCAGGUGCGAUUCAAGGAAGAUGGGACCAGUAAGAAUCCAUCUGGCCUAGCUGAGGUUGACAGCCAAACUUCAGACCCGGAUGGGAUGGGGAAGACCCAAGCAUCCAGGCACCAUCACCUCCCCACCUACUCUUUCUCCUUCCCCAGGUCCCAGAAGGCAGGGGGUUUUCAGAACAUUGCGAUCCAAACCUCCCCCAGUCUCAGGAAGCAUUUCCCAGUUUUCAAAAAGAAGAAACUCACAGCCAGCAAGUCCCUGGUGGAAAUGCCAACAGCACCCCAAAGUGCCAUCCAGGUCAACGGUACCCUCUCUGAACAGGACAUUGUGUCUUCUGACCUUGCCUACUUAAGGCUGGCUCAGCAUCUUGAGGAUGGGCCUCGAAGGGUCAAGGUGCGCCACCCAUUUCUCCCGAGGGUGUCCAGGGUGCAAAGCAACGGGCCUGUUAGCAUAUGCUUGGAAGCAGGGACUUGGGGGGCUGCAGAGAAAGCAACAGCGGCCAUUCAAGUCCCAGAUGAUAUUUAUCACAGUCCUUCCUGGGAAGCCAGAGAGUCCAUGUUCAGCCCCAGCAAAUCUGCUGAGAUAAGCAACUCCAUAUACCCUUUGGCUGAAACGUGUCCAGGUGAUGGGAGAAGCAUGCUGCCAUUGGAUUCAGAAAGAUCCCCCUCCUGCUUAAAUGCCACCAGCAGUGCCAACCACAUGCCAGGCACAGGUCAACUCAAACCCGAAUUGCUUUUUUCCAAAGACAACUCUGAUGAUAAAGACCUUGGCCCUUUGUUAGCUCGGUCAAAGGCAACAUGUGCUCCUUCACCUCUAAGGACUCACAGCUCCCCCUCACAGGGCAUCCAUCGCCAGCCAGCCCAUCCAGGAAGAGUGCUGGACUGUUUUUCAUCGAGUAACCGUCACCAGGAUCUGGCAUUGCUAACAACCAACAAUGCAUCAAAACCCGCCUCCACGUGCCAGGAGGAGAUGGCUCAGAAUUCCACCCCGUCAGACACCCUGGAGUUUCAAAACUGUUUAGGAAGUGACCACAUCCCAUCCUCUCUUCCAAGGAGUGACUCAAAACUUCCCACCGAGAGAGAGAUUAGUGGGAUGAGUCAAAUUCACCUGGCACAGGGUGAACUCUGUGACCUCCAAGGCAGACUGCAAUCUGUGGAAGAAUCUCUGCACUCGAACCAAGAGAAGAUUAAAGUCCUUUUGAAUGUAAUUCAAGACUUGGAAAAAGCCAGAGCUCUCACUGAAGGGCGCAACUUUUAUCGAACUGGCCAAGAUCUCAACAACUGCAGCACCUGCCAGAACACAGCGUGCAUCAUAUACAGUGUAGAGUAUGAUUUUCGGCAGCAGGAAGGAAGGUUCCAUGAAGUUCUACAGAGUCUGGAGGAAGUGGAGCCAGUUGAGGAGGUAUCUCCCCCACCAAAGUCCCCAGCAGAAGCCCCAGUCCCUGAGAAACAUGACUUAAGGCGGAAAACCAAGAAGGUGAAGAAGAAAUGCUUCUGGUGGAUCUGAGCUCAUUGGGACCAUUCCGCCUGCCCUCCCAAAUGGCCUCCAUGGGAUGGGAAAACCCCUGUCCUCAACCAGGGCUGUGAGCUACUCAACCUGCAAACCAGGAAAGAAGACCUGACCUGAGUGAGUGCCACUGCUUGCUGAGGACUUCACGGACACUAGAGUGACCACCUGUGGAGUUCCCUGCUACAUGCCGCCAGGCCACGUCCUGGUUUGCAAGUCCAGAUUCCCAUCAGGAGCAAAACCCCCCAUCCCGCUUCCCUACACCUCCACAAGGCUAAGCAUUUCUUUCCCAUUCCAGAUUCAUCAACCCAAAAAGGAAAAAGAGGUGUCAUGCAGAGCAGGAGAAUAGAGAAGGGUUAUAAACAGAUACCCCAGGAAAAAUAGAUAAUAUCCCGGCUGGCAGUUUUCUAGGAUAUUAGUGUAUAUAAGCACAAAAGAAGUGGGCAGGGCAUAAAAAUGCAAGAUCCCUCUGGUGGGUCAGGAUCCCAAAUCAAGGACUUGCCUUCUCAUGCUAUGGGGGCCUUACUGUCUGCCCCAUAGUGAGGUUAUCGCAGGGAAUAAGGAACUGGUCAGUGUGGCUGUCCCGCAUGGUUGAAAUUAAAAGAGAGUUUUGGCAAUUGUAACUGCUCCAAGGCCCACCCUAAACCAUCACGCUUCUUGCCUGGGUCUGAGACCACCCAACAAAUGGGUAGAAUCUGUUUUGGGUUUGAACUUUGAGAUGUCAUAGUUAAUUUACCUGCAAUAUUUAACAUCAUGAGAUCCAACAUCCUAUGUGUCAGCAUAAAUAAGGCUAAGACAAAACACAACACUGGUUCUCACCCAUUCAUCCUGCCUUGUAGAUAGGAUCAAAAGUGUAUCAUUCCAUAUAAUCUCCCUUCCUGAUGGCCAGGCAAUGGUCACUUGAUUGAAGAAGCAGCAGGACUAGAGAUGAGGAUAUAUAUAUAUUUUUUCCAUUUUAGUAUUAAACAGCUUUCUUGCCCAAAGUCUGGAUUCUUUCAUGGUCUGGCUCAUUCUUUUGACAGGACCUUAUAAAUGUGGGUCCAGUCAAACUUGCAUGGCCGAACAAACUACUAAAGUAAUAUAAUUCAGUAAUUGCUGCACACUUUUGGUGAUGAAGAGUAGGAAGGCAAGGCUCAGAUUACUUCUCUAUCAGCCUGUGGACAGUUUGAUGCUGCUAGAAAAGGGAUCCUAAAACCAAACAGACAUUAAAUGAAAGAGGCAUUUCAUAAUCCCCUUUUCUGAAGAUCCAGUGUCUGAGUUAAUUCUUCAUAGAGUGCAGCAUCCCAUGUGUGGGUGGGAUGUACGUACCCUGUUGCAAAUUGAGACUAAUUGAGCAAACCACCCCAACAGUUUCACCUUCCCCUUUCACAGUGCUGCAGUGCACAGAGCUAUUUCAGUGAGAGCAAGAGGAAAAUUUGGCAAGAAAUCUCAGCUUGCACUAUUUAAGUCUUGGAAUGUCAUUCAAGAUGUUCUUGCUCUGUUUCUAGUGUAAUGUUUAAACCCACAAAAUGAGACUGGAAUACAUAACGUCAAGUUAGAAUUAAGAUAAAUACACUUGUCAUACUUAAGAAGCCACAUUUCAAGAAGAUAUGCUACCACUGGCUAAAAGCCACAGAACCUUCUUUCUGUAUCCAUACAACUGACUCUCAGCUGGCCCUAGCAAUGGAAAAUAACAGCACAGAGGAUAAUCCAAUAAAGCAAAUCAGUUGGGAUCUAUUAUAUAAUUUUAUCUUGUAGUAGCGUUUCCAUCUUAAUUCUCUUUUUUUUUUUUUUUUCAGUUUGUGAAUUUCCAAAUGAAUUUAUAUUCUCAGGCAGCAUGAUAAAAUGAAAAUAAUCCUGUUCCCAGAAUUAAGAGACCCAAACCAUAGAGCAGUCUAUUCCACUAACCUUUGGCAGAUGGUUUAAACUUUCAGGGCCUGUGCAUCUAUUCUCAAAUGCAGAUAAGAACACCUACUCUCCUACUUGAUAAGUUCUAUGUAGGGUCCAACAUCAAAUGAGCAAAACUGCUCAGAGCUGAGCUGAAUCAUUUGCCAAGGCUAGUCUGGAAUGAUGAAGAGAUGCUUGAUUUAUCUGACACAAAAAGGGUAAACCACACUGUGAUAAUUAAUAAGCUGAUGGCAUCAUACACCCAUGUGGGAUUAGGGAUUCAGAUAAAGUCACCAACUGAGUUAAAUGAAAUCAGGAUCAGAAAAUGUGGACAUUUCUAGAAAUAAAACCAAACGAGGCUAUAAUGAUUCCAUACCAAAGCACAACACAGCAAUGCUCAGCACCUAAAACUGGGAAGGAGGUGUCUUCUGAAAAUUGAACAUAUAAAAUCAUCAUGAGUAUAAAGGAUUUGGUAAACGCUUUCCUGCUGAAUAAAAACGAUCAUCUCUAUGUUUAAAAAAACACACAUACACAUACCAAGACUCUAGACUCAUCUACUCACGUGAAAAUCACUUCUACUCUGUAAAAUAUUAUGUAACAUCCGCUGUGAUAUUCUACAGAAAUGCUGUACUUGAGGUUGGUUAUAUGGUUUUAUGAAGAGCAAUUAACUUAGCAAAAAAUACUUUUAUAAAAUUAAAGGGGGAAAAAAAGACCGAUAUAUCAACUUCAGUUACAGGAGAUUAUGUAGCUGCUUUCCCCGUAGUUAAAAAAAGUGUGUACUCAUUAUACUUGGAACUUAAUACCAGCUCAUCUAUAGAGCACCUUCUUAAAGAUGAUGUAUUAAUGUAAGGUUUUGUAAAUUUCUAAACUGUUUUAAAUGGGAUAUUAUCUUUUGCAAUAAACUUACAUAUUUUU
Messenger RNA from Choloepus didactylus (southern two-toed sloth), 5457 nucleotides. It is a transcript of the gene INSYN2B, whose product is annotated as inhibitory synaptic factor family member 2B. Gene Ontology annotation, biological process: inhibitory postsynaptic potential. The record is from RefSeq and is a predicted model, not a curated record. Lineage: Eukaryota; Metazoa; Chordata; Mammalia; Pilosa; Megalonychidae. Gene Ontology annotation, cellular component: postsynaptic density. Bases 1072 to 2676 code for a protein of 534 amino acids. The transcript has 4 exons.